Monosiga brevicollis MX1 is the source of this 1677-nucleotide messenger RNA. RefSeq lists its product as uncharacterized. The transcript has 9 exons. Bases 1 to 1419 code for a protein of 472 amino acids. Gene Ontology annotation, biological process: coenzyme A biosynthetic process. NCBI's taxonomy places the organism in Eukaryota, Choanoflagellata, Craspedida, Salpingoecidae. Gene Ontology annotation, molecular function: ATP binding; pantothenate kinase activity. The record is from RefSeq and is a predicted model, not a curated record. Gene Ontology annotation, cellular component: nucleus; cytosol.
AUGAUUUGUGUGUGUGUGUGUGUGUGUGUGUGUGUGUGUGUGUGUGUGUGUGUGUGUGUGUGUGUGUGUGUGUGUGUGUGUGUGUGUGUGUGCAUGGCCAAGGACGCCGCUCGAGCAGGACCGCGACGGGGACGAGCGCCUCAGACCAUGCUACAGGACAUGGAUCCAAACACUGACAAGCUGCAGGGCCACUCGCGCACCAGCAGUGCGGCCUCCUCAAUUGGUGUCGCCCCCGUCCCCUUUGAGCACGCCAAUUCCAUCAAUGCCCAGACGCUUCGCCAGUUUCCUCGCCGGUUCAGCAUCGGGAUUGACAUUGGUGGCACCCUGACCAAGAUUAGCUAUUUUGAACCUGCCCCGAUCCCAGGCGAGCCUGAAGUGGAUACCCGCUUCCGCGACAAGAUCCGCGACCUGAUACGUGCCGAUGAAACGUAUGGUGAGACGGGCCAGCGUGAUGAAGCCUUUGAAUUCUUCUCCGAACCCUUGCAAGGUCGCUUCUACUUUAUGUGCUUUGAAACACGCAAAAUGGACACCUUCCUCGCCAUGAUCCGCGAGCGCGAUAUUCUGCGAGCCGAUACCAUUGUAUGUUGCACAGGUGGUGGGGCUCGCAAAUAUGCCCAAGCCAUACACACCCUCCUCGAUGUCGAUCUUCCCCGAACCGACGAACUUCAGUGCUUGGUCGAUGGCGUCAACAUCGUCCUCCAACAUCCCCUGAAAGAGCUCUACCGCAUCGACCAUCGAUCCUAUCGGCAGACGCAAAGCAGGAGCUGGGUUGACAUGUCCCAUAGCCUCUUCCCCCUCCUCCUCGUGAACAUCGGCAGCGGCGUGUCAAUCCUCAAGGUUCAUGCCGAUGGCCGCCAUCAGCGAGUGGGUGGCACUGCCAUUGGUGGCGCCACUUUCUACGGCCUAUGCGCAGCGCUCACUAGCUGUGAUUCCUUCGACGCAGCCCUGCAGCUCGCAGCCCAAGGAGAUGCGUCCCGUGUUGAUCUCUUAGUCGGUGACAUUUACGGUGGCGACUACGAAGAAUACGGCCUCAGCUCAAAAACUGUUGCCGCGUCCAUGGGCAAACUAGUGCGCCCCAAAGACCGGGCCGUGGCUGAGAGUGCCGAUAUGGCUCGCGGCCUGUUGGACUGCGUCACAAACAACGUGGCUUCGUUGGCAUUCCUCCAUGCCAAGCAGCAGGACAUUCAACACGUGGUCUUUGCAGGCAAUUUCUUGCGUCACAACGACAUCUCCAUGGUCCGGCUGACGGCUGCCUUUGACUUUUGGUCCAAAGGCGAGCUCAAGGCUCUUUUUCUUAACCAUGAAGGCUACCUCGGGUCGAUGGGUGCGCUGGCCUAUGGUGCCAUGCACCUCACCACCCCCGGUGCAAGAGACCCUGACAACUCAACGCCAGAGCCGCCAUCUGCCACCUCCUCGUGAAUUGUGUAAGAGAGACUAAACCAAACUUACAGUAUUAAGAACCCAAAACAUGCACCGACCAACUGAGUCGUGAUACGCAUUAGGCGCAAACUGCGCAACCGUGUACGUGGUGUGCGAUUGGGCGCUCCUCGAGCAUCGAGCAAAAAGAAACCUGCGCGUGCCAAUGCACCCCUCGCAAUGAUUCGCGCGCCCGGACAACAAAAAAAGACAAAAUGAUUGCGAUUCGGAGAUACAUUGCAUGAAUCGAUCAAAUUUUCA